Molecule: messenger RNA, 1941 nt
Organism: Leishmania braziliensis MHOM/BR/75/M2904
Lineage: Eukaryota; Euglenozoa; Kinetoplastea; Trypanosomatida; Trypanosomatidae
Product: heat shock protein 70-related protein
Exons: 1
Coding region: 1-1941 (646 amino acids)
Biological process (GO): cellular response to unfolded protein; protein refolding
Cellular component (GO): cytoplasm
Molecular function (GO): misfolded protein binding; ATP hydrolysis activity; heat shock protein binding
Source: RefSeq, a predicted model, not a curated record
AUGUCUUCCACCAACGCGAUCGGCAUCGACCUAGGCACGACAUACUCGUGCGUCGGCGUCUUCAAGAACGAACAGGUGGAAAUUAUUGCCAACGACCAGGGCAACCGCACAACGCCGUCCUAUGUGGCCUUCACCGAGACGGAGCGCCUGAUCGGCGAUGCCGCAAAGAACCAGGUGGCGAUGAACCCAAGCAACACGGUGUUUGACGCGAAGCGCAUGAUCGGCCGCAAGUACGACGAUCCCGACCUUCAGUCCGACAUGAAGCACUGGCCCUUCAAGGUGACCGUCAAGGAUGGCAAGCCCGUCAUCGAGGUCGAGUAUCAGGGCCAGUCCAAGAUGUUUUUCCCGGAGGAAAUCUCUGCUAUGGUGCUGCAGAAGAUGAAGGAGACGGCGGAAGCCUACCUCGGCACGACCGUGAAGAACGCCGUUAUAACCGUCCCGGCGUACUUCAACGACUCGCAGCGUCAGGCAACGAAGGAUGCCGGGGCUAUCGCUGGCCUCAAUGUGCUGCGCAUCAUCAACGAGCCGACCGCCGCCGCUAUCGCGUACGGCAUGGACCGCAAGGAAGAGAAGGGAGAGAAAAACGUGCUGAUCUUUGACCUUGGCGGCGGCACGUUCGAUGUGACGCUGCUGACGAUCGAGUCCGGCGUGUUCGAGGUGAAAGCGACCGCGGGUGACACUCACCUCGGCGGCGAGGACUUUGACAACCGCCUCGUCGACUACUUUGCCACAGAGCUCAAGAUGCGCUGCGGCAAGGACUGCCGCGCCAACGCCCGCGCCACGCGCCGACUGCGCACAGCAUGCGAGCGUGUGAAGCGCACGCUGUCGAGUUCCACGAUAGCGAACAUCGAGAUUGACGCGCUGUACGAGGGCACCGACUUCUUCUCGAAGAUCACGCGUGCACGCUUCGAGGAGAUGUGCCGCGAUCAGUUCGAGAAGUGCCUGGUGCCGGUGAAGAAGGUGCUGGAAGAUGCAGACAUGAAGCCGCAGGAAGUGAACGACGUCGUCCUUGUCGGUGGUUCGACCCGAAUCCCGAAGAUCCAGCAGAUGGUCUCGCAGUUCUUUGGCGGCAAGGAGCUAAACCGCUCCAUCAACCCCGAUGAGGCUGUUGCGUACGGUGCGGCGGUGCAGGCACACAUCCUCGCCGGCGGUCAGUCCUCCAAGACGGACGGGCUACUGCUACUCGACGUGACGCCACUCUCGCUUGGUGUGGAAACGUCCGGUGGUGUCAUGUCCGUGCUCAUCCCGCGCAACUCUACGAUGCCAGUGCAGAAGUCGCAGACGUACUCGAACAACGCCGAUAACCAGCGUAACGUGGAAAUCAAGGUUUACGAAGGCGAGCGCCCGCUGGUUUCGCAGUGCCAGUGCCUCGGCACCUUCACGCUGACCGACAUCCCGCCCAUGCCGCGCGGCAAGGCGCGCAUCAGCGUCACCUUUGACGUCAACACAGACGGCAUCCUCGUCGUGAGCGCUGUCGAGGAGUCGGGUGGUCGAAAGGAGGCCAUCACAAUAAAGAACGACACGGGCCGCCUGAGCAAGGACCAGAUCGAGAGAAUGGUGCAGGAGGCGGAGAAAUUCGCGGAGGAGGACAAAGCGAACAGCGAGCGCGUCGAAGCCCGCAACAUGCUGGAGAACUACAUCUUCUCCAUGCGCGCCACCCUGGACGACUCGGAGGUGCAGAGCAGCGUCUGCCAGGAGGACCGCCAGAAGAUCCAGGGCGCCGUCAGCUUUGCCGCGAACUGGCUCGAUUGCAACCCAGAGGCAGCCAAGAAGGAGUACAUGGAGCAGACGAAGGUUAUCGAGGGCGUCGCGCACCCGAUCUUGUCGGAGUACUACAAAAAGCGCGCCAUGGAGGCCCCGCCGAGCACUGGGGCAACGGCACAGGAGCACCAGGACGGUGCCGCCACGGGUGCUGCGCCCCACGCCGAGGACGUUGACUAA